UGUGUCGGGAUCCCAUGUAUGGAUACUGUAUUAUUGGUGUCAUCAAAGGCGGCGAAACAAAGGCGCAACUGGAAUUAACGGUUAUUGAUGCAAGGAUCAUUCGAGCUGACUGUCGCUUGUCUGUCUUAUAACCGAGGGGUGAUGUCUGAGGAAAUGAUGGGGGAAGAGUCGAGCUCCCCAGGCUCUCCAGUGGACAGUCUCAGCAACAGUGAGGGGGAACUGGAUAGGCAACCGAAGAGAUGUGGGAGGAAAAGGAGAUCAAGCAGGAAAAACGGGGAGGAUUCAGAUAGCCCUACCCCUGGGAAAAGAGGGAAGAAGUCCAGCAGCAGCAGUCCACAGUCUUUCGAAGACCUACAGACGCAACGAGUCAUGGCGAACGUGCGCGAGCGGCAGAGGACGCAGUCGCUCAACGAAGCUUUUUCGUCUUUGAGGAAAAUUAUCCCCACUUUGCCCUCAGACAAACUGAGCAAAAUACAAACCUUAAAACUUGCUGCCAGGUACAUCGAUUUCCUCUACCAAGUUCUGCAGAGCGAUGAAUUGGACUCCAAAAUGGUGACAGCUGAUUCUGCUCAUCAAUAUGACAACGUGGCAGAUCUGGAGGACAAUGCUGGAUACGUACAAAGCUGCGGUUUAUGGGAGCACAUUUUGACAACUAUUUAAACCAGAGGGAAAAUGACUGGGAGCAGAGAGCACUUUGCUGGGGAAAGGCCCGCUUUGGGACGGCCUGGAUCUGCAGUCGAGUGCUAGUCUACCUAUACUACUACAUUCUGGGGUUGUUUUUAAUAUUUUUAUAGACUUUUCUUUUGCUGUUGACGACGAAUGUUGAAAAUGUAUGUUUUUAUGCAUGUAUUUCACUCUGUGGACUUUUCUGUGGAGUUUAAAGGGCAGCAUUAAAGCUGUUGUCUCAGUUUCUGUGUGAGACUUCAGAUGUGGACUGACUGCGAUAGCUCAUGAAUGGGUUGAAAUAAUGUGUCUCGAACCUGUGCAAAAACAUUUGAGGUUGUUCUUUUCAGAAUACAUUAAUUUAUUUAUUGAUGAAACUUGUUACAUGGGAAAUAGAUCUGGUGUCUUAAAUGCAUUCCUAUGUUAUUAUUGUUGUGUACAUAAAUGUAUAUUU
Messenger RNA from Esox lucius (northern pike), 1117 nucleotides. RefSeq names its product twist family bHLH transcription factor 1b (gene twist1b). The record is from RefSeq and is a predicted model, not a curated record. The transcript has 2 exons. The coding region runs from base 88 to 660 and encodes 190 amino acids. Gene Ontology annotation, molecular function: RNA polymerase II transcription regulatory region sequence-specific DNA binding; DNA-binding transcription factor activity, RNA polymerase II-specific; protein dimerization activity. Lineage: Eukaryota; Metazoa; Chordata; Actinopteri; Esociformes; Esocidae. Gene Ontology annotation, biological process: regulation of transcription by RNA polymerase II; developmental process.